AUGAAACCCUGUUUGAUCCCACGCUGCGCCUUCUGCCGCUUCAAGGUAGAGGAGGGUGACGAGGUCAUUGUCAUUUCAGAGAGGUUCCGAUUCUCCCGCAAAGUUCUGAUUGAGGGCAUCGGCUAUGUGCCAUGCUCGGACGGGUGCCAGUGCAGCACGUACGAGAGAGCAUUUGGUUGUCACUCCAACUGCCUUGAGCUGGUGCCUUUCAGAUUACGGUCCGCCAUCGCCAAUUCCACCUCCUACCAAUACGAGCCACCCCAAACAGAAGAAGAACGACGGGUUCGCUGGCUUCGAUCCAGUUUGAGCACGAUAUUGUUCAUCACGUUCCAGGGGCGUUUCCCCGGUGAGCUUUGCGAGAAUAUUGCCCAGUACUGCCUGGAGUCAUUUGCGACACGCCAUGCGAUGGCAUUAUCGGAGAAGAUCCAGCAGCCCAGUUCCUAUUUUAUCAGUCUUUCGACAAAGGUUUGGGUACGGUAUACAUUUUUUGAAGGGGCAAGAUAUAUCCGGUCCCUCACAAACGAACAGCCUCCCGACGGCAGCGCCGCAGCUGAGCUGGCUUACGACUCGAGUUCCGUCACGACCGUGUUUGUUGCGGAAGACCAUCUGGGCGUGAGAGACCUUCUCUUCACGUCUUCCUCCGAGAAGCCGGCCAUCUAG
Chaetomium globosum CBS 148.51 is the source of this 660-nucleotide messenger RNA. RefSeq lists its product as uncharacterized. NCBI's taxonomy places the organism in Eukaryota, Fungi, Ascomycota, Sordariomycetes, Sordariales, Chaetomiaceae. The coding region runs from base 1 to 660 and encodes 219 amino acids. The record is from RefSeq and is a predicted model, not a curated record. The transcript is spliced from 2 exons.